CUCCGCCUCCCUUCUCAGCUAACUUCCUUUCAGCAUUUUUUUGAGCUGGAUAAUCCUAGGAUUUGUAAAACGGGGGAAAGGAGAGAGCGAGCGAGCGAGAGUCAGGACAGGAAGCUGGUUUCUCAUUCCACUAACUGUCCAAAGGCAGGAGGAGGGGAAGGGGGGGAGCCAAAGAGGAGCCUUGUGUAGAGUCUUCCCCGGUCCUUUUUCAUUAGUCCGUUUGAACUUCCAGUCUCCUCUGAAAGCUGAGAGAAGGACGACCAGACUGGGACGCUUUCUGCUGGAAGUGGCGACAGUGCAGCUGACAAAACCCAGAAGGUGGCUGUGGAGAGUCCUGGGACUGUGCUGAGGGAAAGACGUUCUCCCCAUCAUCGCCUGCCCCCAAUUUGCCAGCUCUGAUGUGGGCACCCGUCCACCACCCACUUCCCUCUGAUGAGAACCCUUCCGGGCUCGGGCUAUGAUCACUGCUGCUGCUGGCUGGGGAGCCUCCUCUUGUGCUGACUUUCCUUUGCCACAGGAGCAGCCCAACAUCUGGUGGGGAUUAAUGUUUACUUCUCCAGCUGGACGCUGUACAAGACCCCCGAUGUUACUCCCUGGGAGCGGGACACGGGUGGUGGUCUGAGAAGAGCAAGAUUUUUGUCACCCAGCGUGAGGCUGGGGGGAGGGGGGCAAGGUAGGAGGGGGGUAAACCUCUUUUGGGACUAACCUCAUGAAGAACAAGGGAGCCAAGCAGAAACUCAAGAGGAAGGGAGCUGCGAGCGCAUUCGGCUGUGACCUGACGGAAUAUCUGGAGAGCUCUGGGCAGGAUGUACCCUAUGUGCUGAAGAGCUGUGCGGAAUUCAUUGAGACUCAUGGCAUUGUGGAUGGGAUCUACCGCCUUUCAGGAGUGACAUCCAACAUACAAAAGCUGAGACAAGAAUUUGUUUCUGACCAAUGCCCAGAUCUGACGAGGGAAAUUUACCUCCAGGACAUCCACUGCGUGGGGUCGCUCUGCAAACUGUACUUCAGGGAACUGCCCAACCCUCUCCUCACUUAUGAGCUCUACAAGAAAUUCACGGAAGCAGUAUCACGCUUUCCUGAGGAUGAGCAGUUGGCAAGAAUUCAAAAUGUUAUCCAGGAGCUCCCCCCAUCGCAUUACAGAACACUGGAAUACCUGAUCAAGCACCUGACUCACCUGGCCUCCUUCAGCAAUAUGACCAACAUGCACACCAGAAACCUGGCCUUGGUGUGGGCUCCCAAUCUCCUCAGGUCAAAGGAGAUCGAGGCAGUUGGCUGCAAUGGAGAUGCAGCUUUCCUGGAGGUGCGAGUGCAGCAGCUGGUGAUCGAGUUCAUCCUGAAUCAUGUGGAUCAGAUCUUCAGCACAAACAGAAAAGCUAGCUGUGCAGAGAGCAUUGAGAGUGCAUCAGUUGUGAAAAGUCUGACCCUCCCCUCAGCUUCCCUGCCAAUGAAACUGGUAAGCCUGGAAGAAGCGCAGGCACGGAGUCUGUCUGCCUCCCACCCUGCUCGGAAGGAGAGGAGAGAGAACAGCUUGCCUGAAAUUGUACCUGUAACUGGGUCCCUCUUUCACACAGUUGUUGACCUCCCUGACAGCAAGAGAAAAUUGUCUACCAAGUCCAAGAAAUGGAAGUCAAUAUUUAACUUGGGCCGUUCUGGCUCAGAAUCAAAGUCUAAACUGAGUCGAAAUGGAAGUGUCUUUGUAAGGGCACAGAAGCUCUCUGAAAAAGCAACUAUUCGGCCUGCGAAGAGCAUGGACUCGCUGUGUUCUCUGCCGGUGGAAGGGGAUGAUGAAAAGAGCAGAUUCAAGAGGACAGUGACUACUGGAGGGUUUUUUGUUCCGAUGAUGAAGAUGCGGACAGGAGGCACAGGCAGCUCAUAUGACCUCAGCAAGGAGAAUGAGUGGGAGCAGGAAGGAUCCGCCAUGGGGGCCAAAGGAAGCUCAGACCUGAGUGGAGAGAAAGGUCCUCCCCGGACACCUCAGGCAAAGUCACCCCCUGAGCAGCUGAAAGUCUUCCGGGCAGCAGAGGACGCUGAAACUGAGCAGACUUCCUCCAAAGGUGGCCGCAUGUUCUACACCUCCGAAACAGCCUCCAAGUCUGGCUUCCCAAGCAGCCUCUUUCCCUUGGAGGCAUCCCCUCGUCACCAGAGGAAAGCCCUGAACAUCUCAGAGCCUUUUGCCGUCUCUGUCCCUCUGCGGGUAUCUGCGGUCAUCAGCACCAACAGCACUCCCUGCCGUGUCCCUGCCAAGGAGAAGCUUUCCCUCUCCAGCCUGGAGGAAUUGUCUUCCUUGGUGGCCGAGGGCGCAAGCCCCUCUUCCCUGGAAGCGGGGACCCACACAAGGACAGAGCAGGUGCUGGAGCAGAAGGAGAAACAGCUGGAGUCCACCCUACCAGCAGCAACAUCCAGAGGCUCUCACCCUGAGGAGUCGUUGACAAGCAGGAAGACUGAGCCCUUAGAAACUCCACAGCCAGCAGCAGAAAAUCAGGAGAUGUUAUGUGGGCAAAGCAACUGCACAAGCAGCACCAGCAGCACCCAGCAGUCCUCAGAGAAGAGUCCCACCUUGGAACAAACACCAUCCUCAGAGGUUCAUAUGGGGCCACUCCCUGCAGACAAAGCAGAGCAAGGACAACUCAAGACGAAGGAUGUCUCCUCAGAAGGCAGCUGUGCCCAGCAGGAGUGUGACACGGCUAAGACAGAAGAAAGGUCACGCUUAAGAGAUGUGACUGAGAAUCCUGCGAAUGCCCUUCUAGAACCGCUGUGGCCAGAGAUACAGCAGGAACUGAAAAUUAUUGAACCUGAAGAGGAGCUUCUGCUCUUACCAGCAGCUGUCCCCAAGAGGGGCCUAAUUUCUGAACCUUCUUCUUCAGUACAAACAGAUAGUUCUUCCUCAGGGAAGAGUCCAAUUCUGUCUGAGCAGAAAUCUGAAAGUAGAACACCACAGAUAAAAACUCAGGUGACAUUAUUUGGUGCCACUAGCACGGAACAACAAGACAGCCUCCACAACUGCCAGUCUGAUGUAGUUGCACAGCAGAGCUGUGCUUCAGCCCUACUCAAACUGGGUACUCUUCCAACCAGCGCAGCCCCUCCAAAGAACCACCACCCAGUGGUGGACAGUAGGAAUGAAUGUCUCACUCGUCCCCUGGACUGGAAGCUUAAUAGUCAAUCAGAAUUUAAUGAGGUUGCCUCAAAUGAUGAAUUUUCUUGUUCCAAAGGAGGACAUCCAGAGUCAGGGAGAGAAAAACAUAGCAUUUGCCAGCUGCAGAGGGAAAAGGAUGGUCUUACUAGAGUCCAGACUCAGAGGGAGAAGUCUGAGAUAAUGAUUGCUGAUGAAAGGGACACUUUGUCCUCCAAGGCACUGAGUGGAGCUGGAAUCCAGGAGCUGAAGGAGGGUAGUGCAGUUAGCAGAAUCCAUGAUGCUGGUGACCAGGAUGAUGAGGAUACCUGGACAGAUAAUGUGCAAAGCUUAGAACUUGUGGAGCCAUGGGAGGAUCACCAGUGGGUUACAAGCCCACUACAUUCCCCCACCUUUAAGGACAUUCAGGAGGUACAGGAGUUUCAGCCACAGAGCCAGAGAACAGGGACAGGCCUUUCUCUGAGACCACGAUUCAGUCGCAGCCUCUCCCUGGACAGUAAAGACACAGUGAUGAGUCUGUGGACGAUCCCGUUCUCUUUCAUAGAUGCCACUGACCAGGAACAACCGUGCAGUGACAUUUUGCCAGUGACUCGUGAGCUGCCCAAAACACAGCUCAUCUCUUCCUCUACUCUGAGCAAAGCUCAGCGGGAUGGAAGUGACACAAGUCCUCCAGAAGAACCUUCAAAACCUGAGGAGCUGAGGUACCCUGCUAGCAGGGAUGAAGCACUGACUGAGAAAGAAGGAUCCUCUAAAAUCCCGCUUUCAGGGCCAGAAGAAAAGAAAGUGGAUGUGAGCAAAGAAAACCCUUGGACCUCAAAGCCUGAGCUGUCUUUACCAUACCAAAAUAGCCCAAGCGGUUCUUCACAGGCAAAGAACACAGAGAAGGAGUUACCUAUGUCUCAGGACACUGCUCUGGGAGAAGAGACUAUUACCAAAGCAUUGUGCUCUCCCACUGAGUCACAGAGGAGUAAUAAAGGUGAAGAAACACCUCGCAAAGUGAAGACUAGGCCGUCAUCCCUCAACUUGGAUUCACUUCUUUCAGCCCCAGAUUUCUUCACAUUUGAGAGCCUUUCCAUGCCUUCUGCCCCUGGGAACCUCCUAUGUGGUCAGAAGGAAGUAAAAAGCAGUGAUUCUGUUCCAUCUUUGCCCACCACCUGCCCUGCUGUCAGUAAAGGCAUUCCCUGGGGGUCUCAUUUCAACGCCCAUGUGGAUCUAGACUUGGAUUACCUGGCAGUAGCCCAUGCCACCACUGGCCGUCGUAAUUCUGCCCCUGUCAGUGUCUCGGCAGUCAGGACCUCCUUCAUGAUUAAGAUGUGCCAGGCUAGAGCAGUGCCCGUGAUACCACCUAAGAUUCAGUACACCCAGAUCCCUCAGCCCCUGCAGGCUCAGAAUGCCACUCUGUCAGCUGAGAAAAAGGAAGCAGAAGCCAAGCAGACCAUCAGGCAGACUCAACAGGUGGCAUGGAGCCGUCUGGAGGACCCCAAGAGCCCACUGACAGAGAAGAAAGCCAAAGCAGAGAAAGAAAACAGUGAUCCAGCUCAAAAGGACUCAACCUGUCCUUGGCACAACAGCCUUGGCUCUCCACUGGAGCCAUCACAGUCCAGUCAUCACCCUGCUCUGGAUGCUCCUGUUCUGCGCCGAAAGCGCACCUCUGAGGGAGAGGCAUCUGGAGAUAACCCACAGUCCUCAAAGAUGGAGAGGCCAUCAGGGUUCUCUAAGCCUUCCUACAGAUCUAGGCCCGGAAGGCCCCAGAGUCUGAUUCUCUUCAGUCCUCCUUUCCCCAUUAUGGACCAUCCCUCCUCUUCAGCAGACUCCAGGGUCUUGUUAUCACCCAUAAGGAGCCCCACUCAGACCACAUCUUCAAGCCCCAUUUGUGGUGAUAUGUCUGAGACUUCAUGGACAACGCCUGAGGGGGUGACGCUGCGGAACAAAAUGACCAUCCCCAAGAAUGGCCAGAGACUGGAGACCUCUACCAGUUGCUUUUACCAGCCCCAGAGGCGCUCUGUGAUUCUGGAUGGACGAAGUGGGAGGCAGAUUGAAUAACACCUGCUUCUCUUAUUCUUUUUCUGUAGUGGAUGAGAUGAGAGUGUCCAAGACCAACUUUGUUGCCAUUUUGUUGUUGUUAUGACUAUUUUGUGCAAGAUGGACCCAAACCCUUUACAGUUUCCUGCAAAGCGUUUUACCAGAGGGUCAUAGUCUUUUUGUCAUGCUUUUCCUUCCCUUUCUUUCCCCUGCCUAAUCCCUCACUGUCUGCUUUUUUUUUUUUUUGUAAGCCAGUCUCAAGGAACUUGCAUUUCCUCAUACUUAUUGUCUUAUAAGCCCUGUGAAAGUCUCAUCCUCCCUAUGGAAAAAAAGGAAAAAUAAAUCUUGGUAUAAUUAGAAAAUAGGGCUGGGAGGAAAUACUGUUCCAAAGCACUACAACCCAGAGUGCAGGGGCACAACAUCUGCUGAAGUGGUUAGUCCAGAUGUUUGGGACCUCCUUCCAUUGUUUCCCAGCUACCAGUGAAGGACCAUACCUAUCAGUCCCUGUUGUCUGAAUUGGUGUAAAUAAACAGUGCAGCAGACUGGGGAUAGCUGAAGAGAAAGGUGAAGCUGGAGUAAGCAAGUCACGCAGGAUGUGAGACAUCCAAGGAGGUUUCAGUGACAACAUACAACCUGAAGGCACUGCCUCCAGCUCUGUCCUUACAUCAAAGAUGUGCUCUUUCCAGCAUGUGCAAGGGCUGGAAUGAAAGUAGUUGGACAGGAGACACCUAAAUGUUCUUUUAGUCUUCAAGUCCUGCUCAUGAGUUUUGUUGUGCUCAGCCAUGCCUUCCUUGGGCAGACAAGAUCUGUGUAACUGGGGAAUAAGUGUGUAACUGGCUGUUGAGUGGCAGAGCUUUCUCAGGCUGCUAUCAAUGAGAGCAAAGAUACGGUCAUAGCAAAGGCCAGUAUCAACUCUUUUCAUAAUUUCUUACAGCAGAUGAUACCUCUACAACUAUCUUCAGCUGUGCUCUACACUGCCAACAGCAGAGAAAAGAAGAGGAUUUUCUGAUCUGCAUGUCCUUGCAGCCUUGCAGUCUUGCAGCCUGGCUGACAUAUAUUUGACUUCUGGUCUUUCAUUGCCACUGUGUGGCAUAUCCCCAGGUGCUUCUUCCUCCUUUAAACUUACUCUCCUUGUGAUUUUAUACUGUUUCUUUGAGAGCAUAGCUGUUUGUCCCCUCCCUGCCCCUCGGUGCCUUCAAAUUGAUUAAAAGUAUGGUAAAGAGGAUGAUUUGUGGAACUGCCCAACGGAUCAUGAACAAUAUCCUGAGAGGGGGAUUUGAAGCGAAUUAAAUUCUCUCCUGAAAGGCUGUUAUUGUUACAGGCAAAUACACAUUCAUAUAAGCAACAGCUGCCACAGGAAUAGAAUUAAAUCUUCCUUUAUAAAUCCUCUAACUCUAUGUUAACCGCAGGCUCAUCUAUUGUCUAGAAUGUCACUGUGGGCGACUGCAAAGUCAGGUACAGCUCGUGCUGUUUCUGCAAUUUAAAUGUCACUUGUGACUACGGAGGAGACAGAAACACAGGUGCUGCUGCCAGCCCUGAGAUUGUCCCUGUAAUGGUGCUUGCAGGGGCCAUCAGUCACAGAGAUGUCUGAUUCUGCAGGCCCUCAGAUGGGUGUUAGAGGCUAAUAGUUUAAACAGUAACUGAGCAUCUAGUAGGAAGUGGUAUAGCCACCACAAUGAGUGUAGGUCAGAAUCUCCCAGUGGAUGCAUGUUUAGGCUUUGUUAGCAAAUUCAACCCAUGAGUUCUUUGUACUCAAUGUGUAAAUUAGUGUCAUUGUUGCUGGAGGGCCCAGAGUCUGUACAGUGCCUUUUCUGGUCUCUUUGAUUGCUAAAGGGGAGGGAGUACUUUUGAGAAGUUUUGGACACAAAUGCAGCAGAAUUUUCUCCUGACAUAUCCAAAGGGAGUAUGAAAGAACAUGAGGGCUUUUCCUUGUUACCAGUUGCAGUUUUUGAUCCUUCCCAUUGUACUUCUCACUUGUGCACAACACCAUACAAAAGUGAACAGAGCAGAGAACUAAGUCCGUGCUGUUGCCUUUUUUGAGGGAGAAUAUUAAACCAGACUAGAGCUCAGAAUUCUUGUUCAGGUCUACGGUCUCUCAGAGAUGUCAGACGAUGUUUUACCUGGACAAGUCAUAGAGAGAAGGUCCAGAAUAAGCAGCUUUAUGACAACUGUAUUGUUCUUCUCCCAGACCACAAGAUGCCUGUACAGAUUCUCAUUAGAACUAUGAGAUUGCCAGUCCUCCAUGCUCCUCAUAGUUACCACAGAUCUGCACUGCAUUUACAUGACACCUGAAUGUGCUUUUUACUGCCUCAUGGGAAAGCUCUUUACCAGCAUAGAUGGGGUAAUGACAAAUGACUCGGAAAGGUGUGACACAAGUUAUUGUAAUAAGGCUUUACAGAAAGCGAAAGUCAUGAAAAUGAUGCCCAGGGCUUUUUGGCAUCAUCAAAACAGUUUACUUUGGGCAGGGAUUUAUAUUCUCUCAGUUACUAGAAGUUUUGACUGCCCAGACAUCUGGAACAGAGCCAGUGAAGCUCAUGAAGAAAUGUAUCAGAAGAAAAAGAAAAUGUGAUUAAACAUUGGCACCUUAAAACUGUUCUUUCCCCUCCUCCUCCUUUUCCUCAUAUAAGCUGAUCUAUGAACAAGAAAUGAGGUCUGGCAAUUUGUAUAUAAUACACUGUUUCAACUCUCAACAGUGCUCCAGUAAGUGAUAGUGCUUUUGGCAUAAGUGAUUAAACUCCUGCAAGAGAAAAUUAUUAGAAAUCUUUACUUAAUAUUAAAGAUCAGCCUCAGCUAAAAUCUGUAUCCAGACUAUACUUUUUAAAGUUGUUUCAUAAUUUGAACUCAGAUUCGGGUCCUGGACUGUAAUUAAGCAGAGAUUCUGUAAUGACAUGUCUAUUUUCAAGCUCAAUCCCAACUCUACCUACAAUUUCACCUUCAUCCUUCGACUGACGUAUCAAACGUCCAAGAGCCUAGCCAAUUGGGCUUAAUGCAAGCACAUCACCAUAGCUCUAUGGUCACAACUGGACUUGUAUCAAGAGUGCUGAGAUAAAGCCCCAUAUCCCACAUACCUGAGAGUACUUGCUUAGUUCCAAGGUGCACCAUUGCACAGGUGUCACCAUUCCCAGCUCCAGAUUUGGACUUCUGCAAGGUUUGUAAAGCUUGAUGAUGAAUCCACGUUGACUGAUAUCAGCUUCAAGGACCAGAAUUUGAUAGUUGGGCAGUGUCAGAAGACAGAAGUCAUCUCCCGUUGAAUGAUGCCAACUGUGUGAUUGGAGCUUCCUGAAAUCCAGCUUUACUAAGCCAUCCCUGAUGUCAGCCUCAGGAUCAGACCUGAUGUGAUCUUUCUUCCAGAGCCCUUAGGUUGUCCUCUGCCACCCUGCAGGUAACAGACUGAACCUGACACUGGAAGCUCUUCCGAAGUUCAGGGUUUUGCAGUGGUAUCUUUUGGGUACCAAACUCCUGCUUUCCAGCACUACCCUGAAUACUAGAGAUUUUAAGACAGGAUUUUGGCUUUUUGCUUAGUUUUGUGUUUGAUUUUUUUUUUUUCUUCUGUAAAGCAUUAUGGAAAGGGAUAAAUCAUGUUUGUGGAAGAUGGGUCUGGCCCACAGUGUGAAGUUUUUUGUACGAGAGAGCUAGGUCAGUUGUUCUUGGCAUUAUGGAAAAGACCUUCAUGAAUAGACUGACACAUCAUUUGCGGCUCUACAAGAAUCAUUUCAGGAACCCUGCAGUACAUUUCAGUUUUCCUGAGACUAGAGUGUGAAAGCUGUUCCAAGUUUGCAGAUGGCCCCAGUCGUGACAUGGUAUCACUAGCACGUGUUGCUUGUGAACUUCUGUCAGUGGGAGACAAGUGAAUAAAUGUCACUUCUUCUUCCCAUGUAGUUCAGGGGUUUGUGCAGGUCCUGGUAAGUGAAAAUGUAAGAAUGCUCAGAGUGAAAUGGUUGGGCUGGCAAAGAUGAGAAUUCCCUAAUGGAAUGUUAGCUUAUGUGGGAGCUGCCUUACUGGUGGGAGAGUAAACAGAAAUGAGGAUUGUAUUUUACCUUAUAAACCACAUUCCUCUGAGUUGUCCAUCCUGUACUAUCACGUCAGAAAGACUGAAGAACUUCUUUUUUUCACCUUUAGGAGUUCAGAGGAACUUUGGUCUGUGUUAGAGAGAAUCUGUAAGCCCUGCAACAUUUUCCCUUAUUCAGAGUCCAAAUGGUGCAAUCGAAGUCUUUUUUUUUUUUCUUUCUUUAUGAAUUCUGAAAUGCCUGUAGUGGUGAAUAUUGUUUUAAAUUUAUAUAUAUAUAAAUAAAAGAACAUUCUAUAUAAAUAUAUAAAAAUGGAAGGUAAUUAAAAUGAAAGAAUUGCCUAAACAGAUUCCUGCACAUCUGUAAAACUUGGGCUGAUGCAUGGAACCAUUUUCUGCUGCAACUUUGGUAGCACUGAGGGUGUGAGAUCAACUGGCUUUUUGCUCAUAGAGGAGAGGUUAAUUAGUUCUAGCUAAUCUGUGGUGUGCAGAAGACCUGAAUGUGCCUUCCUGAGCAGAACCCUGUCCUGUCAGAAGAGGGAUGAGAUUAGGGGAUACCAGAGACUAAUGUAGCUUUCCACCACAAGCUUCUCCUCAGUGCUUGAAAAUGCAAACAAUAUACUGGAGCAUAUAUUACUUUCAGGCCUGCCCAAGUUUUGCGGUUGUCCCUUUUGCUCCUCUUCAUCUCUAGGAAAAAAUAAUCUCUAGGGUUGGGGAAGGAGCUGUAGCUGAUCCUUAUUUGGUUUAGCUUUUGCUUGCUCCUAAUUGAUGUAAAGGCUUGGUGCUAGCUAAUUCUGCUCCAAGCAAGGAAUGGAAAUCUUGCCACUGAGUUCCCCUGGAGUUGGAGCAAGACUUUUAACAGUCUUGUAAAGAAAGGAUGGCAGGGCACAAAAGCUUCUUGAGGGCUCCAUGCAGCAGCCCAGACUUUAGAUCUUGUUCUUGCAGGCACUAGUCCCCUUUGAAAUAUUAUUUGCUGCCAGGUCAAGGGAAGGGCUGGAAGUCGGACACUGUGAAAAGGACUGUCCUCAUCCCACUGGCCCUCGUUUGUGAUUAUUUCUCCUGCAAGCUCUGAUGGAUUGCAUUUUUGUUAAGCUUUGUUCUUUGUGUGCACUUGCCUGCCUUUGUGCCUUAUUGCUUUUAAAAAAGGAAGAAAAACAAAUGCCACAAAAGAAAGAUGUUUUGCCAGGUCUCAGCCAUGAGAUUAAACUGGAUUUUUUAUAAAAACAGACCUGUGCCUUAGUGAUGUUUUGGAACUUUCUUUUUCCUGGAUUUGGUUUAUGAAUGCAGUGCAAAUGCACUUCUUCUUCUGACAUGGAGUUUGAGCCCUCAUUUUGUUGUGUGAGUGCCAGGUUGUUAAGCUGUGCUUGUCUGUAUUUUGACUGUGGGGAUGAAGGUUAGAGCAUGAUUACGCACUUUUCUGAUUGGAGGUUAUGAGGGCUGCAGCUGCUCUAAAGAUCUGAAAAUGCAGAUCUUUAGAGGCAUUGGAGAUUUCUGUAGAAUUACUAUUAUCUAAAAUGCUUUAAAAUUUCCAAGGGUAGAAUUAAUCUUUUUUCUUACCAUUUCUAGUUCUACCAGGCUGAAGUUUCAGUGAUGCUCAAUCAUGUCCCCCCAUUUAGCACAUCCUGUAGAAUUCUACCUUGCCUGUGAUCGUGUAGAGCAAGUCAGAGCAGAAUAUGGAAAUACUUUGGGAUCCCAGUGCUUGUAGAGGGGAAGACAAGCUGGAACAAGAGAAAUUACUAGGAAGCCUCUGGUGUAUCAUGUAUGCACUUCUGUUGAUUUGGUCAAGUAAGAACUUCAAGAAGUUACGAAUGAAGUUCCCCGGUUCUCUGGAUUCUUGCAGUGCCAUCAUUGAUCCAAUCUCUGAGCUGCAGCAUGCAAGUGAAUAUUAUUAGUAUCUGCCCAUUAUUCUACUCUGGGAACAAAUAAAAAAAGAGAGAGGUUCUUGUGGUUUUGGCCUCAGCGGACAUAACUUUUGUUCUCCCUAAAAAAACAUAUGAAUCAUUAGGUUAAAUAAAAUACUUUUUUUUUUUCCUACUCGGCAGCUGAACUUAGGGCUUGACUCCCUUUCCUACCUCUUUCAUGACUUCAGUUUCCCUUUAGGAAAAUGCCUGCGUUAUUCUUCCUGCUUACCAUGGCAACUGGCACACAAAAUGAGAGAGAAAACCAUGUCUGCUGAACUCUGGAAUUGUUGUUAGCUGUAGUCAAUUGUUAGUUCUGUACGAGAAACAGUAUUUUUGUAUUCUUUGUGCCACAGGGUCUUGCAAAGACUUGGCCAUAAGACAAGAGAAUAAUCUCAAACUGCUCCCUCACUGCCCACAUUUGCAUGGUUAUGAAAAUCAAACAAAAGGCACACUGCAGACCUGCUCGUGCUCCACUCAGCACUGUGCCCUAAACCAAAGUUUUAAAUACACGGUAGUGCUUGAACACAAUUUCAGCCAAUUCCUUUUGCCUGUUUUCCCAACACCAUGAAUUCAAAAGUCUAAUUCUAAGUCAUCUGUGUAAGUUGCACUGGAAGCAACAUCUAUAACAUCUUGGAUACUUUCAGCUAAGCCAAAAGGAGGACGAAGGAAGUUCCCAAACUGGCAGUUGACCAGGAAACAAUCUAACCCAGUGCCAAAAAGUAUUUGAUACUAGUGUCUCAUGCAUCCUCAUUGCAACACAGGAAUCCAGCAGCUAUGGGCAACAGGACAUCAUGCUGGUAUCCCACUGGAUGGAGCUAAAGAUCAGCUGGCAGCAAAGGGAAGGCAGGCAGAACAGGGAAGGAAAUUUAGCCCAGUAAAGGUGACUUAGGCCGAGCUGGUACAAGGCAUCAACAAGAGCAAAAAGAAUAGGAUCAUAAUGGCCAAGUCAGUGAGAUCUCUGAGUUCAUUUUCUGUCUAAGCAGGAUAAACAUUUUGAAGAACUUCUCUCACCACAAGGGUAAUCAUUUUCAGAGUUAAUGAUUAGAAAUGAAUGGGAGCUGAAGAGCUAAGACCUGGCAAGUCCCGAUGCCCUCAAAAGAUGGAUACAGUAUGAGUGUUAAAACAAGAAUGUUUAGUUCACUUCAUAAGAAAAAGGGUAGCUAUUUUCUUGUGUAUUAUUUGCAGACUUUGGUGUAAGAUGAACCAUGUUUUGCAAACCCAGAAAAUACAUAGGAAUUAUUGUGCCCUUUGGGUCCAGAUCCAUCUUGAAACUGGACCUGUUUUCUUCCAUAGCACUUCUGCUACAAGGAGCACAUAUCUCUCUAUCAUUUAAAUCCAUUUUCUGAAAAGACUAGGAAAUAUUUUAUAUCAGUGAGAGGAAAUGACUUCAAAGAAAACUUAGCAGCUGCUUAAGAAUGAACCACAAGGAACAGGAACAUGGGAACAACCAGAGCUGGAGAAAGAAGAACACUCAUGAUGAUUAUUAAACAGGGAGAGUUUCCCAACAAGUAAAACCAGAAAAGGAAAAAAAAAAACCCAAAAUCUACCUGUAAGGUAGACUUAAACCAGUCUGAAAAACAUCAGGUAACAACUUCUUUCCGUCCUCCUUCAUUAGAGUCAGGAAGAAGUUUAUAUCAGAAAAAAAUAGGUGCUCACAAACUGCUUUCCUCACCUUUUUAUUUUUUAUUGUAUUGUGAGUUAAUUUGCUUUAAACAUCAGCAUUCUGACAGCUGAGGUGGAAAAGAGACGUAAAAAGACUUGGCUGGUUGUUUGCAGGGAUUGUUUGAAGCGGCUUGGCUUUACCUUCCCCAGCUUCUGUGCCAGCCACAGUGCUCUGUUAAAGGUGAGAAUUCUUUGGAAAAAUAUAGAGAGGGAAGGUUUUCAGUCCUACAUUCACUCAUAGUCAGUAACAGCCUGGGUAAUCAGAGCAGCUCACUGCUUAUCACUCUUCCAGAGUUUAUAUCAAUUAGUGAACAUGCAAGAACUGUGGAUGACCUUGCCCAUGGCAGAAUUUCACCCUGCGUGCAAGCUAAUACAGACAGAAACACCUUCACCUUUUUUUCUUGUUGAGAAUAAACCCUCAUCAGUCAUCCUCAACUCCUCAUGCAGCCGGAUCUCCUAAAGAUAAAUGCUUGAGAUUACAGGGAGAGUCCUUGCAGGAGGUUCCCAGCAUACCGCACGUUGCACAGGCUUUCCCCAGUUGCCAAAGAGGGCGAGGCUGACCAGGGGUAGGAGAAGGCAGCUUCAUUUAUGAGCUAGUUUUAGGUCAUACUUGGUCCCAAGAAGCAUUUGCUUGGCAUGAGUCCCUGUUGUAAGGAAUGUGAAAAACUAAGAUGCCAGGGCAGUGAGCAGAACGGGGAAUGAUUCAUCUGAGUCAGAAGACAGCAAGCACCACUGACGGUCUGGUGCCAAUUUUCACAAUGAUGUGGGAAGCCAGAUGCAAGCAUGUCACAUAGUGGGCAUUGUAUGUCAUAGAUGAACCAGGAAGGAAAGGAGAAACAGGGACUGAGAGGGUUUCUGCAAAGACAUCUCAUGCAGAAAAAGAAGUGAGGGUAAAGGAAGAUGAUGAUGUAGGAAAUCCUACCAGGAAAACCAGGAGCAAGGCACAAAAGACACAAAGGCAGCCACACAUUGCCCUGUUUCCUGAAGGAUCAGAAGCCUUCAGUACUGCCAGCCACAAAAUUUCAUUAAUAGGAAAGGCAUCAGGUUUUGUUUGUGUGU
Molecule: messenger RNA, 13780 nt
Organism: Cuculus canorus (common cuckoo)
Lineage: Eukaryota; Metazoa; Chordata; Aves; Cuculiformes; Cuculidae
Gene: ARHGAP31
Product: Rho GTPase activating protein 31
Exons: 12
Coding region: 710-5173 (1487 amino acids)
Biological process (GO): small GTPase-mediated signal transduction
Molecular function (GO): GTPase activator activity
Source: RefSeq, a predicted model, not a curated record